ACGCCGACCUGCAUCUCCGAGAUGCCAUUUACCAGGCUACACCGGAGAUGAUCUGCCCAGGAACAGCGAGUGAAUACAAAUAGGGAAGAUGGGGGGUUAGGCCAGUGGAAGAAAGAAUAGGAGCGGAGAAGUGGAAGCAAAGCCGGAAUGAUGGCCAGCUCCCUGCAAGCUCCUCCUCUCUAGUAGCUCCAGUAUGCUCCAGAGUUGCAUCACUGUGUAAUCGCCUCGCCUAGGCCUAGGCGAGGCGAGUAUUUGAGCUCCAGAAUCCGCCGUCAACGCAAGUCAAUCGCAAAUUCGAGCACCAUACCACCAUCUAACCUCACACAACACUCAUCAUGGCACAGCAAGGUACAUCUUCUGGUCACCCGAUCACCGUUCUCACUCAAGAUCUAGUCCACAAGCUCCCCUCGCACAGCCCGAUUCUAUUCGCCCAGAAGAAGGCCAAGAACCUCUCCUUCGAGACAAUUGCGAAAGAUCUUGGGCGUGAUGAAGUAGCUGCUGCCGCGAUCUUCUAUGGACAGGCAAAGGCAUCCGAUGAAGAUAUCUCCAAACUUGCCAAGCUUUUGGACAUCCCAGAGGCAACGCUUCGCGAGACUGAGAUCGUAGGACUGCCAGACCGAGGACGAUCGAUGGAGAUGCCACCAAAAGAGCCUUUGAUGUACCGUCUGUAUGAGAUCGUGCAAAACUAUGGAUAUGCGUACAAGGCCGUCAUUAACGAGAAGUUUGGAGAUGGCAUCAUGAGCGCUAUUUCCUACUCAACAAAGGUGGAAAAGGAGACAGAUGAGAAGGGCGACUGGGUCAAAAUCACAAUGCGCGGAAAGUGGCUUCCAUACACUCGGUUCUAGACAAUCGUCGAUGUACCGUGAGCCUUGUAGAAACCAGAUUCACUUUUGACCUGCGGUAAUGACAGUACUUACAAUUUCUGAA
Molecule: messenger RNA, 927 nt
Organism: Pseudocercospora fijiensis CIRAD86
Lineage: Eukaryota; Fungi; Ascomycota; Dothideomycetes; Mycosphaerellales; Mycosphaerellaceae
Exons: 3
Coding region: 336-845 (169 amino acids)
Molecular function (GO): cyanate hydratase activity; DNA binding
Source: RefSeq, a predicted model, not a curated record